AGGCCGUGAGUGGACAGAAUGGGGCACGUGAGGACCUGCUCACUAAUAUCCGUGACUUCAGAUUUGCAAAAAGAUGGCAAGGCAAGUACAAAUAAUUUCCAGAUACCCUGCAUGCAGGUUCCCUAUUUGUUAAGUGUUUACUCCAUUUCCUUCCCACUGCAUUUCAAUGACAUUCAGAUACAGAGAAAGGAUUCAUCUGCAUUGAGGUAUUUUGUCUUCCAAGUUCUCCUGAAAAUGGUCCUCUGUAUUGGAACUGCCCCAGCAGGAACCUUCCUCUCGCCGCAAAAGCUGUCGAUUCCCUUCCCCUCCUUGCCCCACCCUCUCUCUUUGCCAAGAACGCUGAACAGGAAGAAGGGUUUGCCUGGGGAUGCUGCCAAGACAGAGAGACCGUGAAGAAGGAAGGACGUCGCCUGAGCAGAAGGAACGUACUCUCAGGAAAGGGGCCCCUGCGCACGGCGCCAGGAGUAAGACCACUGGGAAGAUCCCCGCCGGCCAGCAAGCUCAGCCUCCCAGGAGGGGACAGGUAAGUCUAUGUGUCCGUCCUCUGCACAGACGGUUGGCUCUUCCCCAGCGCCAAGCCCUGCAAGGACACCCAUCCUAUCUGUCAGCUCCCGACACAGUCCUUAAGACUGAGGCUUCUGACAGCUGAAGUCAGUAUGACCAAGACGACUAAGGAAGGUGCUAGGGAACAAGAAUCAUUUCAAGGCUAAGCAUUUUCAAAGUCCAAGAAAGGAUUUAUUUCAUUAGACAGAAUUUAGUAGCCACAGACGGGGACAGGGCUGAGGCCCAGAGCUAAAGGGUGGGUGAAGGAGAGACGCCAUGCCAAGUUCCAAGGCUCCCAACCGGAACAAAUCCUACCCAUCUUCGGGGCCUGUGCUGUAUCUCCUCCUGGCACCUGUCAAUGGCAGGCCUGUCUCCCAAGUCCCUUCCCAAGGGUGCCUGAGGAAGACGCUGGCAUGCAUCCUGGUGGAAAGACCUCUUGUCCCCAGACACUGAUGGUGGCAUGUGCUCUAACCCCCACAGGCCUCCUCAGCUCCUCCGUCAUGAACUGGCACAUGAUCAUCUCUGUGCUUAUCGUGGUGGCGCUUAAAGUUAUCGGAACAACCCUCUUUCUGCUUUACUUCCCGCAGAUUUUCGGGAAUGGUGACGUCAGCUUCAGUCCCACAGAGAGCUCUGGAACAGUCUGCCCCAGGAGAUGGGAUUUUCUUCAAGGAAGAUGUUUUUUCUUGUUCACCUCGGAAAUGCCCUGGGGCGAAAGCAGGGCCAUUUGUGAAGCGCAAGAAUCGACUUUGGCCAUUGUCAACACACCAGAGAAACUGAAGUUUCUCCAGGACAUAACUGGAGCGGAGAAGUAUUUUAUUGGCUUACGAUACCAGCCGGCAGAGAAAAGGUGGCGUUGGAUCGACAACUCUGUUUUCAACGGCAAUGUCACCAAUGAGCUUCCGAGUUUCAACUGUGUGACCAUGGGCCUAACGAAGACAUUCGAUGCUGCACUGUGUGACACCCCGCACCGCUGGAUCUGUGACAAGCCUGCCAAAUGACCGUGUUCUCUGCAGUCUCUGGCAAGAACGACAAAUACACUUAUGGAGACAGCAGGAGAAAAUACCGAACAUCAAAUUACUGCGCUGUCCCCCACAGGUUACGGGCAGAGCUCCCUAAUGAAUCCCCGGAGCAGACACACGGGCCCCUCCAUGAACGAACUUGCAUGGACACAGCGGAGGCGCACUCCCCGCUGUGACCCAGCAAUUCCUCAAGACCCCAUUUCCUGGGACAGUCCCGCCUGUGAUUCUUUUUGGGUCUGAACAGAUCGAGUCAAAGCCCCCUUCAUCCAUCUGUAAACUGGAAGAGGUCCUGGCUUGUGGGGGCGGGGGGGGUUGGGCUUCUGAACCCCACCUUGGGGGACUGGAGACCAGCCCUGUCCAGGGGAGAUGGUCAGUUUCAUGGGGGCGGCUCAGGUGGCAUAAAGUCGGUGUGUUUCUGUAGAACUGAGCAUCUCUGACUGGUCAGCAGGGUUUCGUCUGUUACUUCUGUGCCCUCAUCUCUGUUCCCAAGAGGCCCCGGUCCCAUGACCCCAGCCCACCCCAGGUGGGACAGCACAGGCCCUCCUUGGUCUGAAUUGAGGCCAGGGUUGGGGAAGGGCCCCGGAGCCAGGCUUAGAGCAGAGAGAACGCCGUUCCAGGGGAGGAGGAGGAGUCUAGGCAGCCAGGAAUCUGCUAGGAAACUCCUUUUAAGACAACCCAAGAUGACCAAGUGACUGAGUCUCUGUUCUCCAGCAAAGCCCUAAGAGAGACUCAAGCUAAAACUUUUCUUGGUCUUGGCCUGAAUUUCCAUUUUAACAGAUUCUGAUGGUUUGAUCACAUUUGUUGUGUAUAUUUUAAGAAACUGGGAUUGACUCUUGGGCCCCAUUGACCACAUAUUCCUCCUUGCAGUUCUGGAGAGACUUGGCUACCAGGGACAGCCUACUGAUCCAAAGACACCACAGCCUUGCACUGGUUGGCACCACGCUGGCCCUGGAUGGGUUCCCCUGAUCAAGAAGUAGGAAAAGGGGAGAGA
Phyllostomus discolor (pale spear-nosed bat) is the source of this 2553-nucleotide messenger RNA. RefSeq names its product C-type lectin domain containing 5A (gene CLEC5A). NCBI's taxonomy places the organism in Eukaryota, Metazoa, Chordata, Mammalia, Chiroptera, Phyllostomidae. The transcript has 5 exons. The record is from RefSeq and is a predicted model, not a curated record. Bases 957 to 1541 code for a protein of 194 amino acids. Gene Ontology annotation, biological process: innate immune response. Gene Ontology annotation, molecular function: virus receptor activity.